GGUUGGCCAUACAGAGGCUGGGGGCGGGGAGGAGGUCAAGCGUAGCCUCUUCUCCUUUACCAAGAUGGCGCCUUGUCCGCGUUCCGCCACAGUUCCUACCUUAUGAGCCUGGUUUCUUCACGCUAAUAAGAUUGGAACAGGUUCUCGGGUUUUAAGAAGUCUUCAGCCGUCCUGAAUCGUGAGCCUUUGUCUGUGACAGUCUUCCUUGGUGAAGCUUGACGACUUUGCUGUCUUCAGAAAAUUCAUAGCAUGCAGGCAAAAGCUGGCAGGCUGACAUAGAGGCGGCCUCAGGACGGACUUUCUGGCUACUGACCAUUUUGCUGUGGCUUACCCGGAUUUCGUGUGGGUGUGAGAUCAACCAUGAGUUCUGUUGCAGUUUUGACCCAAGAGAGUUUUGCUGAACACCGAAGUGGGCUGGUUCCGCAACAAAUCAAAGUGGCCACUUUAAAUUCAGAAGAGGAGAGUGACCCUCCAACUUACAAGGAUGCCUUCCCGCCACUUCCUGAGAAAUCAGCUUGCUUGGAAAGCGCCCAAGAACCUGCUGGAGCCUGGAAUAACAAGAUCCGGCCUAUCAAGGCCUCUGUCAUCACUCAGGUGUUCCAUGUGCCCCUGGAAGAAAGAAAAUACAAGGACAUGAACCAAUUUGGAGAAGGUGAACAAGCAAAAAUCUGUCUUGAGAUCAUGCAGAGGACCGGUGCUCACCUGGAACUCUCUCUGGCCAAAGACCAAGGCCUCUCCAUCAUGGUCUCAGGGAAGCUGGAUGCUGUCAUGAAAGCCCGGAAAGACAUCGUUGCUAGAUUGCAGACUCAGGCCUCAGCAACCGUUCCCAUUCCUAAAGAACACCAUCGUUUUGUUAUUGGCAAAAAUGGAGAGAAACUACAAGACUUAGAGCUAAAAACUGCAACCAAAAUCCAGAUCCCACGCCCAGAUGACCCCAGCAAUCAGAUCAAGAUCACUGGCACCAAAGAGGGCAUCGAGAAAGCUCGCCAUGAAGUCCUUCUCAUCUCUGCUGAGCAGGACAAGCGUGCUGUGGAGAGACUAGAAGUGGAGAAGGCCUUCCACCCCUUCAUCGCAGGGCCAUACAACAGGCUUGUGGGUGAGAUCAUGCAGGAGACAGGGACACGCAUCAACAUCCCUCCACCGAGCGUCAGCCGGACAGAGAUUGUCUUCACUGGAGAGAAGGAGCAGUUGGCUCAGGCUGUGGCUCGAAUCAAGAAAAUUUAUGAGGAAAAGAAAAAGAAGACCACGACCAUCGCAGUGGAGGUGAAGAAAUCCCAGCACAAGUAUGUCAUUGGGCCGAAGGGCAACUCACUGCAGGAAAUCCUCGAGAGGACAGGUGUCUCUGUUGAGAUUCCGCCCUCAGACAGCACCUCAGAGACAGUGAUCCUUCGAGGCGAGCCUGAGAAGUUGGGGCAGGCGUUGACUGAAGUCUAUGCCAAGGCCAAUAGUUUUACAGUCUCCUCAGUCUCUGCCCCUUCCUGGCUUCAUCGUUUCAUCAUUGGUAAGAAAGGGCAGAACCUGGCCAAAAUCACUCAGCAAAUGCCAAAGGUUCACAUUGAGUUCACAGAAGGUGAGGACAAGAUCACCCUGGAAGGCCCCACAGAGGAUGUAACUGUGGCUCAGGAACAGAUUGAAAGCAUGGUGAAAGACCUGAUUAACCGGAUGGACUACGUGGAGAUCAAUAUCGACCACAGGUUCCACAGACACCUCAUUGGAAAGAGUGGCGCCAACAUAAACAGAAUCAAAGACCAGUACAAGGUGUCCGUGCGCAUCCCUCCUGACAGUGAGAAGAGCAACCUGAUCCGCAUUGAGGGGGACCCGCAGGGCGUGCAGCAGGCCAAGCGGGAACUGUUGGAUCUUGCCUCUCGCAUGGAAAAUGAACGUACCAAGGAUCUAAUCAUUGAGCAGAGAUUUCAUCGCACAAUCAUUGGGCAGAAAGGUGAACGGAUCCGUGAAAUUCGUGAUAAAUUCCCAGAGGUUAUCAUCAACUUUCCAGACCCAGCGCAAAAAAGUGACAUCGUCCAACUCAGAGGGCCCAAGAAUGAAGUGGAAAAAUGCACCAAGUACAUGCAGAAGAUGGUGGCAGAUCUGGUGGAAAACAGCUACUCUAUUUCUGUUCCAAUCUUCAAACAAUUUCACAAGAACAUCAUUGGAAAAGGAGGUGCAAACAUUAAGAAGAUCCGUGAAGAAAGCAACACCAAGAUCGACCUUCCAGCAGAGAACAGCAACUCAGAGACCAUCGUCAUCACAGGCAAACGUGCCAACUGUGAGGCUGCACGGAGUCGGAUUCUGUCCAUCCAGAAAGACCUGGCCAACAUAGCCGAGGUGGAAGUCUCGAUCCCAGCCAAGCUACACAACUCCCUCAUUGGCACAAAGGGCCGUCUGAUCCGCUCCAUCAUGGAAGAGUGUGGCGGAGUCCACAUUCACUUUCCUGUAGAAGGCUCUGGAAGUGACACUGUUGUUAUCAGAGGCCCUUCCUCAGAUGUGGAGAAGGCCAAGAAGCAGCUCCUGCACCUGGCUGAGGAGAAGCAAACCAAGAGUUUCACUGUGGACAUCCGAGCCAAGCCAGAGUACCACAAAUUCCUUAUCGGCAAAGGGGGUGGCAAAAUCCGAAAGGUGCGGGACAGCACCGGAGCCCGCAUCAUAUUCCCCGCCGCAGAGGACAAGGACCAGGACCUGAUCACCAUCAUAGGAAAAGAGGAUGCUGUUCGGGAGGCGCAGAGAGAGUUGGAGGCCUUGAUCCAGAAUCUGGAUAAUGUGGUUGAAGACUACAUGCUGGUGGACCCCAAGCACCAUCGCCAUUUUGUCAUCAGAAGAGGCCAGGUGCUGCGGGAGAUUGCUGAGGAGUAUGGUGGGGUAAUGGUCAGCUUCCCACGCUCUGGCACACAGAGUGACAAGGUCACACUCAAGGGUGCUAAGGACUGUGUGGAGGCAGCCAAGAAGCGCAUCCAGGAGAUCAUUGAGGACCUGGAGGCUCAAGUGACAAUGGAGUGUGCUAUUCCUCAGAAGUUCCAUCGGUCUGUCAUGGGCCCCAAAGGUUCCAGAAUCCAGCAGAUCACUCGGGAUUACAAUGUUCAGAUCAAGUUUCCGGACAGAGAGGAGACUCCUGCUCAUGGCAUGGAACCUGCCAUCCAGGAGAAUGGAGACGAAGCUAGUGAGGGCAGAGAGGCUGACCCUGGUUCACCCAGGAGGUGCGACAUCAUCACCAUCUCCGGCCGGAAAGAGAAGUGUGAGGCUGCCAAGGAAGCUUUGGAGGCACUCGUUCCAGUCACCAUUGAAGUGGAGGUGCCCUUUGAUCUUCACCGUUACAUCAUUGGGCAAAAAGGAAGUGGGAUCCGAAAGAUGAUGGAUGAGUUUGAGGUAAAUAUACACGUCCCAGCUCCUGAGCUGCAGUCUGACGUCAUUGCCAUCACAGGACUUGCUGCAAAUCUGGACAGGGCCAAGGCAGGGCUGCUAGAGCGUGUGAAGGAGCUGCAGGCUGAGCAGGAAGACCGGGCUCUACGGAGUUUCAAGCUGAAUGUCACUGUAGACCCCAGGUACCAUCCCAAGAUCAUUGGGAGGAAAGGGGCGGUGAUCACCCAAAUCCGCUUGGAACAUGAUGUGAACAUCCAGUUUCCCGAUAAGGAUGAUGGGAGCCAGCCCCAGGACCAAAUCACCAUCACUGGGUAUGAGAAGAACACAGAAGCUGCCCGGGAUGCCAUUCUGAAGAUUGUGGGUGAGCUUGAGCAGAUGGUGUCUGAGGAUGUUCCCCUGGACCACCGUGUCCAUGCCCGAAUUAUUGGCGCCCGUGGCAAAGCCAUCCGCAAAAUCAUGGAUGAGUUCAAGGUGGACAUUCGCUUCCCCCAGAGCGGAGCCCCAGACCCCAACUGUGUCACUGUGACGGGGCUCCCAGAGAAUGUGGAGGAGGCCAUUGACCACAUCCUCAACCUGGAGGAAGAAUAUCUGGCUGACGUGGUGGACACUGAGGCUUUGCAGGUCUACAUGAAGCCCCCGGCGCAUGAGGAAGCCAAGGCCCCGUCCAAGGGCUUUGUGGUACGGGACGCUCCCUGGGCCAGCAGCAGCGAGAAGGCUCCUGACAUGAGCAGCUCUGAGGAAUUUCCCAGCUUUGGGGCGCAAGUGGCUCCCAAGACCCUUCCCUGGGGUCCCAAACGAUAAUGAUCAAAAAACAAAAGCCUUUCCAGCCUGCUGACAUGCACCCACCCACACAGUGGUUUGUCUCCACCUGACCCAGCGGCUGGACCCUCAUGAAUUGUUGACGCUCUUUCCCUCCCUGAGGUCUUGCAAUGAUGCCUGGUGGGCCGGCCUUCCAUGGCCGCUCCUUCAGGCCUGGUUGGCACCCAGCAGCUCGGCAUCCACCUCCGACACUGCACCAGGACAGGUGCGCCACUGUCUGAAACACUAAGCCAAGGUAAUUGAGCACCUCAUGACCACACAGACUCCAGCUUCCUGUCCACCCAGCAUGUGGUCAGCACUCUGACCUCCAUUAUCAGAGCUCUGCAGCAGCGGCUAGGAGUCGACUUCCUGUGUCAUGACCUCAGGAAAUAAAUUUCCUUGACUUUAUAAAAGCCAAAA
Messenger RNA from Cavia porcellus (domestic guinea pig), 4572 nucleotides. It is a transcript of the gene Hdlbp, whose product is annotated as high density lipoprotein binding protein. Gene Ontology annotation, molecular function: mRNA binding. Bases 361 to 4155 code for a protein of 1264 amino acids. Gene Ontology annotation, cellular component: cytoplasm; nucleus. The record is from RefSeq and is a predicted model, not a curated record. The transcript is spliced from 29 exons. NCBI's taxonomy places the organism in Eukaryota, Metazoa, Chordata, Mammalia, Rodentia, Caviidae.